Messenger RNA from Penaeus vannamei (Pacific white shrimp), 1613 nucleotides. RefSeq lists its product as uncharacterized. The record is from RefSeq and is a predicted model, not a curated record. Lineage: Eukaryota; Metazoa; Arthropoda; Malacostraca; Decapoda; Penaeidae.
ACACAUUUACCUUCAUCAGUUAAGCAGCGACUCCCAAGGUGAAAACAAGCUCAGCAUUUGUCUCCGAAGGCAACACAGUUCGUCACUGAAUUACAAGUCCGUUGAAGUUUUUGCGACUCCUGCCCAGGGAGAAAGAAUCUUCACGAUGCCCAGGCUAUCGCUGUGGCCCAACAAGUGCCGGGCGUGCAGGGGCCAGCCCACGCCCCCGCCGUGCUACCAGUGCACCUUCAACCUCCAGACGCCGCCCCCGAAGUACAAGUCGCUCCCCAGCCACGUCCGGGACAACGCGCACUGGGAUCGGAGUCCUUCCCGGGAGGAAAGCGCGCCGUCCUUCUAUCUCAGCGAGUCCGACGUCCUGGACGAGGAGCAGGAGCAGGAGAUCGUCACCCGACGAAGCUUUUCCGAGUUCGAGUUGCCCCGCGGCUUGAGCACGCUCGCCGCCACGCAGCAGGGCGACCUUUCCGUCCAGAUGCUGGCGCAGUCCCUCAGGCAUAUUGCCCUCGCCUUCGUGCCCGCCGAUGCCACGGCGACGCAGCAUGAGGCCCCGACGCCCCCGAGGAGGUCGAGGCACCGGAGUUCGCCAGCCUUCUCCACCUCGAGCAGACACGACCUCCUAAGCAGACGCAGCUCAGGACCUCUCGUUCCGCCACAUUUGGACCGCCCCGAGAGACCUCCCUGGGCCACCAGUACGACCAGCACCUCCCAGUCCUCUCGCUCGUCCUCGCCAGGUCCUCAGAACCUCCUCUCGGCGCUCACCAGCAGGUUCUCAGCGGGUUCCGAUCUCUACGAACUCCUCAACGCUCCUGUGGGAGAGCCGCUGUCACCGCGGUGCUCGCCUCUGCCGUGUCAGCUCCUUAUACCAGAGUGAAGGAGCAGUUUUUUUUGUUUUUGUUUUUGUUCUUCCUGUUCUUUCGACGUAGGAGGAGGCCUUGUGUCGUUGUUCGGCUCUCCUUCGUCGAGUGCUAAAACCUGAGUCAUGGAUCUGCUUUCUUCUUCCAUUUCUUCAUCUCCUCAUCCCCCUUCUUCUUGUUUUUCUUUCUCCUCUUCAUCUCCUCCUCCUCCUCUUCCUUCUUGUUUUUCUUCUUCUUCUUUUCUGUUAUCAUUAUCAUUCUCUCAUCGUUCUUUUUCUACUUUUUUACUCCAUACAUCCCUCCUCCUCCUUUAUCAACAACUCCACAUACCAUAGUGAAGGAUCUGCUCUUGUUAUUUUCCCCGUUCUUUCAAGGCGUGAAAGAGCACUUGGAAAUAUCUUAAUAUUACGCAAAGAAAAAAAAGACAAAAACACAAAAACAAAAAAUAUAUAUAUAGUGUUCAAAGACCGUAUAUAUACCAAUUUACCCACCGCUUGUGAAUUUGUUGUGAUGAAAUAUGUUAUCUUUUGGUUAAGAUAAUUGAGAUAAGACAUAGAUGGUUAGUUUAUAAGGAAGACCAGUGGCUAUGUUAGCCUGUGAUGUAAAUAUUUUAGUCUGUGAUGUAAAUAAUUUUUACCUGUGAUGUAAAUAGUUUCAUGUAAUGUUCAUCGUGUAUAUUCAUAUUUCAUUGUUUUUCUUUAUGCUUUAUGUUAUUUAAUUCACUUUGCACAUCAUACAUUUUAGUAAAAUAAGUUAAAAGAA